Dendronephthya gigantea is the source of this 1460-nucleotide messenger RNA. Its product is annotated as tetratricopeptide repeat protein 38-like. The record is from RefSeq and is a predicted model, not a curated record. The coding region runs from base 66 to 1460 and encodes 464 amino acids. Gene Ontology annotation, molecular function: protein binding. The transcript is spliced from 16 exons. Lineage: Eukaryota; Metazoa; Cnidaria; Anthozoa; Malacalcyonacea; Nephtheidae.
GUCCAUUGCAUAAAUUUAUCUUGCUUGACUGAAAAUAAUAUUAUAGCACGGAUCAUAUUUUGUAAAUGUUUGGCCAAAGUCGAAAUCGAGAAUGGCGAGACCUGUCGGCAUGGAAAAGCGAGGGACUACCGUUGUCAACAACAAGUGAUCGAGCAGCGAAACUUUAUGAUGCUGUCGUCACACAGUAUGUUGGUUGGUACGAUGAUCUUAAUGUCAAUGGGAUCGAGUCUUCACUUAAGGAAUUGCUUGAAGCUGACUCCAGUUUUGUAAUGGCACAUGUAUUAAAAAAUGGCCUGGAACUUAUUGGAACUGGGACAAACAUUUGGAAAGAUACAAGCCUAAGACAAUCUAUAGAUGAAAUGAAGGCAAUUGUUGAAAAGAAUACAUCGUUAACCAAACGAGAAAGAAAACACGCAGCCGCAAUACAGGCGUGGUCCCAGGGAUUUGUUGUAAAAGCUUUGGAUACGUGGGAGGAAAUCUUAACCGAGUACCCUACUGACGUCACGGCGUUGAAGUUUGCACAUGAUUCAUACUUCUAUCUGGGAUAUCAAGAUCAAAUGCGGGACUCCAUCGCAAGAGUACUUCCAAAUUGGAAUGAUACAAUUCCGCUUUAUGGGUUUCUGCAUGGAAUGUACGCUUUUGGGUUGGUGGAAACCAACUUUUACAAUGAAGCUGAAAAACAUGCCAAACAGGGACUGGAUUUAAAUCCGUACGAUUGUUGGUCGACUCACGCUUUAUGUCACGUCUUAGAGAUGGAAGGGAGAUAUGAUGAGGGAGUCACAUUUUUGAAAGAUACUGAAAAUUAUUGGACGAGAGGGGAGAUGCUAGCUUGUCAUAACUAUUGGCAUUGGGCACUUUACCAUAUAGAGAAGGGUGAACAUGAAGCUGCCAUUGGCAUAUACGACGAGCAGGUCUUUCAAAGAGGCAAAUCUGGAGCAAUGCUUGAUAUGGUUGAUGGCUCUUCAUUAUUGUAUCGACUGCAACUGGAAGGAAUAAAUGUGAACGAUAGAUGGCGGGAAAUACAACAACUUUGGGGUGAUACCCACAGUGAUGAUCACGUUCUGGUAUUUAAUGAUUUACACUUACUUAUGUGUACAUUGGGAUCAAAAGAUCAAGACGGAACAACAAAGAUUAUGGAAUCGAUGAAAGAUUUUAUAAGGGAACGUCAGGGAACUAAUUGCGAAGUGACGAAAGAAGUUGGUUUAAAGAUGUGUGAAGCUUUUGAAUAUUUUGACCAGGAAAAUUAUGCAAAAUGCACUGAAUUGCUGGCUCCACUCAAGUACAAGUUCGUUAAAAUUGGUGGGAGUAACGCUCAAAGAGACGUAUUUCAUCAACUUCUUAUUCACUCAGCUAUGCGUUCCCCCCUUAAAUCUCAUCAGUGUCUUGCAAGAGGGUUGCUGGCUGAGAGAAAGGCCAUGAAAGAGAAUUCACCGCUGACCGACAGACUAAUGAUGAUGUGA